CUCGUCUCUUCCAAUAUUUCUUUGAGGGGACCUUUGGGCCAGAAAUAGUGGGCCUUUGGUCUGGACACUACAGAAUUCCCCCUCACUGCCACACUGCGCAAGGUGUCAAGUUUUGGGGGGGGAUGAGGCGAUUUCUGAUGCGGAACAGAGUUUGCCAGCUGGCCAGUUACAACCCAGUUUGCACCUCCAAAGCCCCAGCGCCAUUGGGACUUUGCAUCGAGACCCCAGGCGAGUCGCCCAACGAUCAAGUGCCCCAUCAGCAUCACCACAGUGAUUUGUGGGUGCCAAAGUGAUUUCUGGCUUUGGCAUGCUGAGCUUUGGCGCCUCCUCCCCGCCAAACCGACGUUCGUGUCUUGCCAGCCAACAUGCAGCCUCGUAUUCACAGUCACUGUUUGUAUGCCUGCUGGCUCGCUCAGGCUAUAACAUCUUAAGUCUGUCGAUGGCUUUGGUCUAACAUUGCUAAUUUUCUGCUCCCUGAGCCGUUGCAUCCGAUCCCAUGAGCAGUUGGACUCCUCUCCCCAGGCGCAUGCAGAAUGGCCAACAUACGCAAUAUCGCGCCCGUCCUCGACGUCGCCGGUGCGGGCUUCAGACUCUCGCUACUCCUCAAUGCCAUCAGUUCCGAGGUCUCAAAUGCCGGUCUCGAGGUCAAGAGCAUCUCAAAGGGUGUCACAAUGUUCUCGAUGAUGUUGAAGCACACGGGUCAAGUCCUUCAGACAACAGACUCAGUCCACUCCCAGGAAGCUGUUGAGACGGCGCAGUCAAUAGCAGACGAAAGCACAAGGGUCUUUGACGAGAUCAAGGACAUGUGGGUGCGUGCAAGUGGGCAUGGUGCAGACAACACCACUACCUCCACCCCUCAACAGAGAUUCAGGCGGACUUUCAGGAAACACAGGGUCACAUAUCUGCUCGCACAACUCGAGAGUCUUCAACUAAGCCUCUCGGUCAUGCUGCAGAUAGUCCAGCUGGGAAAGGUGAUGGCGUCCACCUCAAGAAGUGAUUCUCCGGAAGAGGUCUCCUUGAAGAAAGAAGCCAUCAGCCAAGAGCGCGCCGAGGCUCAGAACGCUCUUAUUGUUCGUUACUGGCAAAUGAGCAAUGUGGAUGUGUUGUUUGAAGCCUCAUUGCGGGAAGAACAGGAAGACUGCAAACCAUGCAUCGACGACGGGGCCAUGCAGGACAAUCAAUCGUCACCGAUGUCCUCAGACAACACUCAACAGAAUGACACCAACGUUGCUCCUGAGAACGCCACCUCGAGAGCUUUGGUGAGACUUCCCGUCUUUUCUCUCGGCGAGCUUGAUCACAUGUUACACCAAAUCAGGGACUCUCCCCGAGAUAUGGUUCAAGUCUCAGACCGCGCAAUCGACCCCCUCCUCGAGAGAUGGACCGUUUGGCGUGAAGUCCGAGAAAGGCGCCACAACCGCGACUCUGGCUCAAGAUACGCUCCCUCGGUGCACAAUCUUGAUGAAGACGAUGAGGAGACCCCUUUCCAUGAAAGAUACCGAGAGAGGGAAGGCAGCCCUCGUGGGUAUUACCUGGAAGGCACAACAACCGACUGGAGGAAGCCAAAUUCUGCUUCUGCACGGCACGAAGCAUUCAGGAGACGGAAGCAGUACUCGGGCUAUCAGCCAAGCGUCAGUGCGGCAAGCAGCGAUGUGGAGGAUUCCCCAGGAGGGAGCACUAGCUCCAAAAAGCGAUCCUCGCGCCGAUACGUCCUAGACUCGGGUUCAGAAUCAUCUGCCUCUGAAUCUGAAAUGGCCCAGCCCAAACCUCGGCGCCGAAGUAGCGGCAGCCCAACCGCUGAACGGAAGAUACAAGUUCCUGGGGGAGACGUCCCAGCGGCACACCAUUUCACUGCGCCCGUUCAGCCACCGUCAUGGAUCACUACAAAUGCCCCUGGUGGUGCCAAUCGUCCACCGUCUACUCAGCCCUCCGUAACGUCGGCUCAGUCGACAGCAUCCAGAUUGUCAUCUCCAGCGUACCACCCGCCAGGCCAUCGUCCUUGGGCAACACCCGAUCAGAAUCCAAUACAUCAUAGUGUCUCAACACCCCUAAUGCCGGCGCACAUUCCCAGCGCUCCCAACCCAUUUGUGCCUCCGCAGGCUGUCUCCUUCCCUCGUUUCGGCGGCCAGGUGCAUCCACAGGGACAUCCACAAGGAUAUCCACAGGUACAGCAACAUGGAUACUCACAACUCAACACAUACGCACCGCCUUCUGCUCAGACCCGAUAUGUUCCCCAAUCUUCACCUCGGAUGGGGCUUGCACCACGACCAGUAUCUCAGGAUGGUAAAUCCGCAAGGUCACCGUCCAGAUUAUCCCAGCACGGCACCCCUGUGCGCAACCAUGAUGAGAAGAGACACUCGAGGGAGAAAUCGACGAAGCAAAAUAUCCGCGAAAGUGCCACUAAGGGGCUCUUGGGAGCUGGAGCCAUUGCAGGGUUUCUAGAAGCAUUGGAGGGUUUGAGCCUCUAGUAACAGGUGUCGUUCACUUCCGCAGGUUUGGAUGAGAGGCAUCAGGGACCUUAGGCAAGAUUUCCGUGCCUGUAUUAUCAUUUGAUUCCAAGAUCUCUGGGGAGCUUUAUAGCUUGUGCGAAUCUGGAGGUAUGUGCGAAUAUAAUAUCUUCCGAUUCUAGAUUUUGAUUGCAUCGAUUUUUCCUCCCUUGAA
Cladophialophora immunda is the source of this 2658-nucleotide messenger RNA. RefSeq lists its product as uncharacterized. Bases 534 to 2465 code for a protein of 643 amino acids. The record is from RefSeq and is a predicted model, not a curated record. The transcript has 3 exons. Lineage: Eukaryota; Fungi; Ascomycota; Eurotiomycetes; Chaetothyriales; Herpotrichiellaceae.